CUUCCUGUGAGGGAUUGUCUGUAAGAUAUUCAUUAUCCAUGUAGCCAGUUCUCUCGGAGUCCAAGACAACUACAACGUUCUAAUGGAUGACGACGACAAUGCGUUCGCCAUUGUCGGCGUGGGGUGUAAGUUUCCUGGAGCUGAGAACCUGGAUGAGUUUUGGAGGGUUCUACUUAAUGGCGAAAAUCACGUGAUUCAGAUCCCUCCAGAACGCUGGAACGUGGACGCUUUUUACAAUGAAGACCCCAUGGAACCAGGCAAGACCAAUGUCAGGCGGGCAGGAUUCAUCCGCAAGUAUGAUAUGUGGGACAAUAAGCUAUUUGGAGUCAGUCAGGUGGAGACGGCUAGAAUCGACCCCCAGCAAAGAUUUGUACUGGACUGUGUCCAUAUGGCCAUGGAGGAUGGAGGCAUUACGAGAGAAGAUCUCAAUGAGACGGACACCGGAGUAUAUAUAGGCGCCAUGAACGACGACUACCGAGAGUCGGCCAACGACGAGUUGACAGCCAUGACGAAUUACACGCUGACUGGUUCCAGCCUCAGUAUCAUAGCUGCACGUGUGUCCUAUAUUUACAACCUGCUGGGCCCCUCCAUGUGUGUAGACACAGCUUGCUCCUCCUCUCUCGUCGCCAUCCAUCUUGCUAUCCAAGCUAUCAAAUCAGGUGAUUGCAAGGCUGCAAUAUGUGGCGGUGUCAACAGUAUUUUGUAUCCGCAUAUAUUUAUUCCGUUGAGCAAAGCCCGGAUGGUUUCCGCAACCGGUCAGUGUCAGGCAUUCUCAGACACUGCCGACGGAUAUGCCAGGGGAGAGGGAUGUGGUAUGGUCAUCAUAAAGAGCCUUAAACAGGCAAAACUAGACGGGAACAAGAUCUGGAGCGUGAUGGUUACAGGAUGUAACCAGGACGGUCGCACCGCCACUCCGAUUACAGCGCCAUCUGGUAGACAGCAAUCAGCUCUUCUUGAGCGCGUAUACCAUGACUACAAAGUCGACCCUAGGGUUAUUCAGUAUGUUGAAGCACAUGGUACUGGUACACCAGUCGGGGAUCCUAUCGAAGCCAACAGCUUGGGAGCCUUCUUUUCUAAAGGAAAAAGCAUCCCCGAAGGCGAAGCCGACGUAAGGAUAGGAUCGGUUAAGACAAACAUCGGUCACCUUGAAUCGGCAGCUGGCAUUGCUGGUCUCAUAAAAGUUAUGCUAAUGAUGCAGCACGGCAAAGUAGUUCCCUCCCUUCACUUUCGAAAUUCAAACCCUAAGAUAAAUUUUGGCAACUUCAACUUUGAAGUUGCCACCGGCAUUACGGAUUGGAACCCUCUUCCUGAUGGAACCAGGAUGUCGUGUGUAAACUCCUUUGGAUUCGGUGGUACCAAUAGUCAUGCAAUCAUCAAACAGCUCCCGAACACAGAAAAAAAGCACCACAAUUCUUGUGAAGAUGAAAAGUCUAUUGACCACUUUGUGACGCUGUCAGCAGUUGAUAUUUCUUCCAUCAAACUAGGACUAGAGAGAUUUGCCGCUAAGCUGAAGACUGGAAUGUACAAUAUCUGUGACGUGUCCUAUACGUCCAUCAUGAGGAGAGAUCACUUCGGUUAUCGCGUGGCGUUCUCAGCAAAAGACUGUAUGGAACUUGCUGAAAAAUGCGAAAAACAGGCGAACUCGAUUAAGUCCGUCAAAGCCCCUGGAUUCAGCAAACCAAACAUAGUCUUCUUGUGCUGUGGCGUUGGAACUUCUUGGAAUGGGAUGUGUAAAGAAAUGAUGGAAAAAGAACCCGUUUUUCGUUCUGAAGUUGAGAAGGUAGACAGUCUCCUGCGCCCUCUUUGUGGCUGGUCCAUCGCAGACCGAUUCCGUGAUGGGAUAGACGUACAAGACCCCCUCACAAGCCAUUUGGCAAUAUUUACUUGUCAGAUAGCACAUGCAAAGCUUUGGGAUUUCUAUGGUAUUUCACCUGACGCAGUACUUGGCCAAUCAGUAGGAGAGGUGGCAGCAGCUUGUAUAGGUGGGGCGCUCUCUCUUUCGGAUGCAGUCGAGGUUAUCUACCAUCGAUCAAGGAUACUCGCCAAUGCUACUGGUGGUAAAAUGAUGGUAGUUGGAAAAUGUCCAGUGGAGCAUGUGCAAGCGGUUUGUGACAAAUUUCCUGGACAAAUCAACAUAGCUGUACAGAAUAGUCCGGUUAGUUGUACGCUUUCUGGUGAUAGUGAUGUCAUAGAUGAGGUAAAAAGUCUGCUCACAGAAGAUGAAGAAUUGAAGGACAAACCUUUCAUCAAACAGCUUGACGUAAAAUGUGCUUACCACAGCCACCACACAGAACAGGCAAGUAUCGAACUAGAGACCCAUUUAGAUGGCUUGUCAGGGCAACAGCCAACAUGCUCCCUUAUCUCGACAGUCACUGGUGAAUUGGCAAAGGAUAAAGACUUUACAACCGCAGAAUAUUGGAAAAAGAACGUCAGAAUGCCUGUUUUGUUACAAAAUGGAAUUGAAGCAGCAAAGAAAGAAGGUCCCUUUAACAUAUAUGUUGAGAUUGGUCCUAGGCCUGUUCUUCGUGCCCAUUUACCUGACAUAAUCGAACCAAAAGAGGCCGGUGCAUUUGGUUCAAUGACGACAGAAAAGGAGCAUUCUACUAUAUCUACAUCUUUGAUGGAGCUGUACAAAGUAGGUUGCAAUCCUAACUGGGACAAUCUCGUCACACAUGGUGGACUAACCGACAUUCCUACUUAUGCUUUCAAUGAGGUGAAAUCACUUUUUGAACCUGACACACGACGGUUGAUGGUUCAGGGUAUUGGCAACACAAAUACAAAUCACUUGUGCGUAGAACGGAUGCCGGGAGACGGAAUUCAGUUCAGGAUUGACAUAAACCCAUCCAAAACACCGUUUGUGUAUGAGCAUGUAGUUGGUGGUACUAUUUUGCUUCCCGGAGCCUUCUAUUCAGACGUUGCCUUAGAGAUAGGAAAACAGGUUUUCGAGACAUCCAUGCAAAAUUUACAAGUAACAACACGGUUUCUGCGUCCUUUGAGACUAGUGCAAGGAAAAGCUAGCGUUCCGGAGGCGAUUGUGACAGAAGAAACACAGUCUAAAGCAACAUUUGGAGUUUUCAACAAUGAUGAAAAAAUUGCUCAUUGUACUAUUUCAACUGAUAUCAGUGAGAAUAGUCCCAAGCAUUUGAAUCUCUUAUCAAUCAGAAAGCGUUGCAAGUCAAGCCAGACUGCAGCAGAAACAUAUAGUAAACUUGAAAGCCUUGGUUUCUCAUAUGGAGAUGAUUUAAAGAUCAUUGGUGAUGCAGUUAGGAACGAAACAGAAUGUUUGGUUGACAUCAACCUGACAGAGGGCAUAGUUCGAGAUCUGCAAAAUACCAAUGUCCAUCCAGCAGUUUUGGAUGGUCUUCUUCAAACAUCAGGCGUUCUCGACAUAGAAGCAGACAAUACAAUGACAGUUCUACCUGGAGGAAUAGGACGUCUCAGGAUCAACAGGCCCCUGGAACGACACAUGUAUGCAUAUGUUCAAAUGGUCGAAAGAACGGAGGAAAGUAUGACAUACAAUGCCUUACUGUUAUCAAAAGAUGGUAGUGUUAUCGUCGAAAUCAAAGAUUUCCUGGUGGUUAUAAUUGGCCCACAACAGGAGAGCAAGAAAAAAAUGGCAUACCGAAUACAAUGGCAGAGGAAAAAGGCAUCAGUAUCCAAUGGAAAGGAAGCUGAAAAGGUUACAACGGUCAUUGUGACAUUGGUGAAAGACAAGGCAGACGAACUGGCAGAAAGUUUGUCAAAUACUGACGCAACGAUUAUCAAUGCCGAAAAAAAAUCAUUUAAGGAUGAUCUAAGCGCAAUCUUAAACGACGCACAGCGACGACCGCAGGUUUUGAUAUUCAUCGCAGAAGCUCAGGAGGGCGUCAGUGACUCUGGAAGUGAUGAGAUAUAUCAAGCUGUCUUAAGAAACUGCAGUACAAUGCUGGGCAUAUCACAAACCAUGGCACAGGUCAAUGUCACCAUACCGGUAUUCGUGGUCACAAUGGGAACUCAAGAAACUCGUAAUACUGAUGCUACUGUAUUCGGUGUGGUGGGAGCGGAGCUGUGGGGGAUGGUGAGAUGUAUAAUACGUGAACAUCCACUAAAUGUCACUCUUCUUGAUACUCAUCUUUCCUUGAAGGAUACAGCUCCACUUGUCCGCACUUUGAUGGCUGGAGGCAAUCAAACGCUGCAGGAUCUACCGGAACUGUUACUUCUAGAAGAUGGCAUUUUUGCAAAUGAGUUUGCCGAAGACGACGAAGAAGGGUGCAACUCUAGGUGGGUAGACUUUGACGAAGGAUUCGAGCUCCAAUUGAAAAGCAGACACCCUGAUGACAUUCAGGACACGUUCUACAUCAUACAGCAGUCACAAAGUAGUUCUGGAAAUCAUUUAAAUUUAACACUGGAAACCGUGGUUCUACAUGAUCCUGAUGUGUACCCACUCACCCUUCAGUCUGCUGAGAGUAGUGUUCCAUUGUGGAUAGAAGACAAUGAAGAUGGGUUUGAUAUACUAACAUUUGAAGCUCUGGGAUAUCCUACAGAGAAAAAACAGGAACGUCUCGUGGCUUGCUAUCCAAUGAGUGUUCAAAGUAAAGUAACUGUUCCAAAGGAAUGUACUUGCAGGAUUGAUGAUAUUUCUGGAUACAAACCAGGUUUGCUCCAACUUGCAGCGGUUGUUUGGCAACUGAAGGAAACUGUUACAAAAACAUCAAUCACAAUCGUUUCACGCAAAAAUGAUUCGAACAUUACUCCCUUGAUGUUGAAAUCGAUGCUUAGUACGAGUGAGGGUUUGGAUUCAACAUGUGUAACGUAUGAAGACCUUUGUAACAGUUCCACAGGAACCACAGCAGAAACACUCGUUGUCUUAUCAAGUGUAAAUGGACAGGCACUUACCAGAAUGCUUGAAACAUGCACAAAUGUGAAAAGAGUGUUGUCACUUCAGAGAUAUCUCCCAAAAGCCGUUGUUCGUUCUGCGGAACGAUUGCACCCGGACAUUCAGUACAUUACUUUGGACAACGAAGAAAUGCUUGGACAAAAACAGUUAGAAAAGACUGUACCAAGAGUUAUCAAAUGGCUUAUGAAAAACGCUGACAAACUAAAUGCAGAAUCGGCCGUACUUGGUAAAACCAUGCACCUGACACGACAAAAUACAGACAAAAGCAGUGAUAACAAAAAGCUGAAAAUUUCUAAAGAACAAGCAGUACGACGGGAUGGUUGCUAUGUAGUGACGGGGGGCCUGACAGGCCUUGGAUGGGAAAUUGUCCAGCAUCUAGCGCGCCAUGGGGCUGGUCUAAUUGUUACUCUCUCAAGAAGACAACCAGAUGGGGAGAAAAAAGCUGAAAUCAAGCAGUUGGAGGACAAUAGCAAAUCAAAAGUUGCUUCCCUUUCUGCUGAUGUUUCUAAUAGUGAAUCUGUAGAGGAGGCCUUUCGUACUAUACAGUCAAACUUUCCUCAGUACAAAAUCAAAGGCAUAUUUCAUGGGGCUGGUGUGCUUGCAGAUUCAAUGUUCUUUAAAAUGACAGAGGAACAUCUUCGAACCGUACUUUUGCCAAAAGUUGUCGGAAGCUGGAACCUUCACAAAGUAUCAAAGAAUUUCAAUCUUGACUUCUUUGUCAUGCAUUCUUCAAUGACAUCUGUUAUGGGAAAUAUAGGACAGAGUAACUACGGAGCUGGCAAUUCAUUCAUGGACUCACUUGCGCACCUCAGGAAAGCUAGUGGAAUGUGUGGGCAGAGCAUCAACUGGGGUCCUUUGUCUGUUGGUAUGCUCAAAGACAACAAAACAGAGGAUGACCUUGCCAUGCGUGGAUAUAUCUCUCUUGACGUUCCAAAGAUCCUAACAUGUCUACAAAACGCUAUGAUGAUGGAAGUCCCUCAAAUCACAUAUGGAAUUUUUGAUUGGAACAUCGUAGGAAGAGAAUUGCUCAACCCAGCUAUGAUGAGAGUUCGCCAGAGGUUCAAGACAUUUGUAAAUGCAGGAAAAAGCCGACAAAACAAAACCGCCAUAGAGUUAGACUAUGAUUUGGACAACAUUGAAAAUGUUACAAAGUUUAUUAUAGCUAUUGCUAGCGAGGUUCUCGGCAUCGAUGCGGAUAUGCUUACACCAACCACUGCCUUCAACGAGUUGGGAGUGGACUCCAUGCUUGCCAUGACUUUCGCUAACCAAAUCGCGGAGGUCACCAAUUGUCAGAUACCAAUCAUCAUGCUGAUGUCGGAGGAUACGACGAUUGGUAGUAUCGCCGAGUACCUGAUGGAGAAUAUGUCGGGCGAGGAAGAAGAAGACGAAAGUAUGGAACACAAACUUACCUAUUCGGAGAAGAGGUACUACGACAAGUUUCUGAAUGAUCCCAUGUCGCCAGGACUUUUCAUUUGCCUAGAUAUUGACGUCAUUAUAUCAAUUGCUAUUCCAGAGAUAUGGAAAAGUUUCUUGUAUCAGAUUCACGGAAAAUAUCCAUUGAUGAGGACCUUGUUUGUACCAGAUGAAGACAGCGAAUCGAAAGACGAAAUGAAGAAGAUCGUCAUCUCACCGGAGGAUGUGGAAGUAGAUUUCCAAGAGGUACCUUUGCGAGAAAUAAACUCAAGAGAUCGUGUUCCAUCUCCCCGAGAACGGUAUAUGUUCAACCCUGCCAAAGACUUACCUCUUCGUGUUCUUUACGCAAACGAUGGCAAAAAAUGUCGAAUGCGCUUCGUCUUUAAUCAUUUGUGCUUUGACAACACGUCUGUGAUGCUUUUCCUGGGAGAGAUUCAAUCAUUUGGAAGGACAUAUCCGGACAUUUCUAUCACCAUGCCUACAACGACAUAUGAUAUUCCAAAAAUGGUAUACAAACGUCUCAAGAAAGAUGCAACUCCGAUGGAAACCUUCUGGAGGAAUAGAAUCCCGAACAAUCUUCAACCGGUAACGUUCUUUCCAUCAUCUGACUAUAAGUGUGAUCCAACAAGGGUGGCCUUUGCGAGGAUACAGACACCUAAGAAGCUGAUUAUGAAAAUAUCACAGCUUGUCCAAAAGAACAACUGGACGCUUUUUCAGUUCAUGCAAUCAACUUACCAACUCUUUCUCCAUUUGCUUCUCGGAGUUGACUGCGUUCCGCUUCUGACUAUCAUUGACCUGAGGCUGCAUUUCCCUGCCCUCAACAAGGACAUAUCUACCCUUGUGAAUACGGUUCCGCUCUUUCAAGAGUUUAGCAACCUUGAUCAAAUGCUUAUUGAUAUGAUCACGCAAAAUGCGUCUAAGACCAGGAAGUGCUUGGAGAAUAGCCUGUUCCCUCUAAAAGAAAUAGAGGGAAUUAUUGCGGAACAACUAGAACCUCUUUCAGUGCUUAGGCAUCAGAUCAUUUUUGAGGAAUCAAGCGUGUCAAAGGAGGUAAGAAUGGAGGACACAAACCUCGAAGAAGUUUUACCAGACUCGGUUUUGAAAGGUUCUAACUCACAAAAACCGAUGAUACAAAUGGUAAACACACUAACCGGAAGCUACAGCAAGGAAAGCGUGAUGCGCGUUUGGCACGAUAGGACAACACACGAUAUUGACCUUGAACUUGAAUACAACUCAAGUUUCAUUGACAAGAAGGCUGGGAAGGACUUCUUGAACGCCUAUGUCAAACUGUUGGAGAAACUAGUCAGAAAACCUCAACUCACCAUUGGAGAUGUAAAAGAGCAGCUCGGUCACAAAUUCCAAAAGAAAGGUAGAGGUUUCUCCGCAAAACUGAGGAAGCGGCAACGGAAGCUGGGCAAUUCGGAAAUGUCAUACGGAAAUACUCCCCAACAAACAAUCCAUCACGGAUCGUUUUACAAACAGACGUCGAGUGGCUGGGACCAUAAGGUGGAUCUGUCCCUUCUUGAUGUUGGUCCGAGCGGGAAGUCGUUUAGUGUCUUGAGAUGGGGAGAGGACGGGGAAAAGGAGCUCAACUUCUCCAAAGUUUCGGAGAUAAGAAAAACGUCCGUCGGAGAAAUGCAAGUUCUGAUAGUCAAGAAUGGAAAACGUGACUUUGUAUUCAAAACACCUGAUCCAUAUCUCCUUGAUGACUGGGUCAAUUUAAUCAAGCCGCGACUCUCAAAGGUAUCUGACAGUUUUGAAGAAAAACCGAAUAAGACCAUGAUGCUCGAAAACGGACCUUCAUCGACCACUGUCCUUGAUAGUGACAUCAUCUUGAACCGAUCAGAGUCACGUGACAGCGCUUACGACACCAUAGACGAGGAAGAUGAAAAUGUGAUGGUACCACGUUUAACCCAACACUCGUCUCAAAAUGGGCUCUUUGAUGCUCCCCAAACAUAUCUCUAAUCUCUGAUCUCAUGACGGACUAUGGUUCUAAAUCAGACUGAAAACUGUAAAACCAAUGCAUUUUCAUAUAUGAUUUUGAUAUUAUACAUAAUAGUAUUACUGGAAAGGUUUUGAUUGGUGUCAUUGUUUCUUGUGUAGAUACAAACAAUAAUGUUUAAAACCAAGUUUUGAUA
This is a messenger RNA of Mizuhopecten yessoensis (Yesso scallop), 8427 nucleotides long. Its product is annotated as fusarin C synthetase-like. The coding region runs from base 83 to 8254 and encodes 2723 amino acids. The record is from RefSeq and is a predicted model, not a curated record. Gene Ontology annotation, biological process: fatty acid biosynthetic process. The transcript is spliced from 9 exons. NCBI's taxonomy places the organism in Eukaryota, Metazoa, Mollusca, Bivalvia, Pectinida, Pectinidae. Gene Ontology annotation, molecular function: fatty acid synthase activity; 3-oxoacyl-[acyl-carrier-protein] synthase activity; phosphopantetheine binding.